Messenger RNA from Centrocercus urophasianus (Greater sage-grouse), 1468 nucleotides. RefSeq names its product mitochondrial translation release factor 1 like (gene MTRF1L). Gene Ontology annotation, biological process: translational termination. NCBI's taxonomy places the organism in Eukaryota, Metazoa, Chordata, Aves, Galliformes, Phasianidae. The transcript is spliced from 7 exons. The record is from RefSeq and is a predicted model, not a curated record. Gene Ontology annotation, molecular function: translation release factor activity. Bases 96 to 1298 code for a protein of 400 amino acids.
GCCUCUUCGGCAGCUUCCGGAAACCCGGAAGGGAAACAGCCGAGCGCCUUCGGUUACCUCCGGCGCGAUGGGCUGCCGAAGGAAGAGCUGAGUGCAUGGAGCAGUCCUCAGCCGGUAUGGGACUAUUCUCGCGAGCUCUCUGCGCGGCCCGAAGCUGCCGGGCAAUCGCACUGCCUGCCUGCAACCACCAAGCUGUGUCCGGCAGGGGCAGCGCGGCGGCAAUACGUCCGCAACAGCCGCGGCGUGGGCUGAGCGCCCGGCCUCGCUUAGACGAACUGUUUGCCAUCCCUUCCUUAAGCCGCCUCCUGGAGGCGCGGGUGCAGGGCGAGGCCGGAACGGAGCUGGCGGCGCGGAUCCAGCGGCUGCGUGACAAGGAACGGGAGCUGCGAGACACGCGGGAGCUGGCACUACAAGAUGAAAGUGAAGAUCUACGGAAACUUGCAGAAAGGGAAAUCGUUUCCUGUGAAGAAGAGAUCGCUGAACUGAAACACCAGAUAGUAUUGCUUUUGAUUCCUUCAGAAGAAACAAACAGUGGUCUUGUCAUGGAAGUAACUGCUGGAGUUGGAGGACAAGAAGCGAUGCUGUUCACUUCAGAGAUAUUUGAUAUGUAUCGACGAUACGCUGCCUAUAAAAAGUGGAAAUUUGAAAUACUAGAAUAUUUUCCCAGUGAAAUAGGUGGCCUAAGACAUGCAGUUGCCAGUAUAGCAGGCCUUGAUGCUUACAAGUACAUGAAAUUUGAAGGAGGAGUGCAUCGUGUUCAGCGUGUGCCAAAGACAGAAAAACAAGGGCGCAUUCACACCAGCACAAUGACUGUUGCAAUAUUACCCCAACCCACUGAGAUGGAGCUGAAAAUUAAUCCAAAAGAUUUGCGAAUAGAAACAAAGAGAGCUAGUGGAGCUGGAGGGCAGCAUGUCAAUACCACAGACAGUGCUGUACGGAUAGUUCAUAUUCCAACAGGGGUCACAUCUGAAUGUCAGCAAGAAAGAUCUCAAAUUAGAAACAAAGAGAAGGCUAUGCAAAUGCUUUGUGCUAAACUGUACAACAUCAAACUAGAAGAAGAAACCAGAAAGAGAAACAGUGUUCGAAAGAUUCAAAUUGGAACUAAAGGAAGAUCGGAGAAGAUCAGAACAUACAACUUUCCACAGGACCGGAUUACUGACCACAGGAUAAGCAGAUCAGUGCAUCAUACAGAGUGCUUCAUGUUAGGGGAAGAAAUGCUAGAUGAAAUGAUACAAACUCUGAAGGAAUACGCUGAUUAUGAAUCUUUAAUGGAAAUUAUUUCAGGACAUGAAAAAUGAAUCUUGCACUUUGUCAAGCCAUGUCUACAGGUAGAGAUAUUCGCCUGCAAAAGAACUCCUUGGAGCACUAUUCAGACAACAGAACUGCUUUUCAGAUAAUGAAAGCUGGUUUCCUCGUGGUGAUAAACAGUAUUCUUACUUGUUGAGUAAAACACCUUGUUGCUGCUGCA